UUCAUUGUAUUCUUGUGUUUCUACGCUAGUCUGCGCUGACGUCACACUUAAUCGGUCGAGGAUGCAGGUUUUUUGAAUUGCUGAUUUAUAAAAGGUUAUUUUGUAUUAUUUUCUUAUAAACAUGAAGCUUAAAGAAUUAAAAAGCGUAUUGCAGCAGAUGGAAACAUUUCAUAAAUCGAAAUAUCAGUUGGAACAAUAUACAACACCGGCUGACAUAGCAGCAAAAAUGCUUUAUAUGAUUCACACUGCCUCCGGUUUGGGCAAUGCGGUUGCGGAUCUCGGAUGCGGAUGUGGUAUAUUAGCGAUUGGAGCAUCCCUACUUGGAGCAGACAUAUGUAUAGGAGUGGAUGUAGAUGACGAAGCAUUGUCGGUGUGUUUGGCAAAUUGUGAAAAAUUGGAGGUGACAAACGUCGAUCUCAUUCAGAUGGAUGUGGUACAUCUUGCAGAUUCGCGCUGGUCUAAAGUUUUUGAUACGGUCGUCAUGAAUCCUCCAUUUGGUACAAAAAAACGGAAAGGAAUUGAUAUGAUAUUUUUAAAAACUGCCUUGGGUUUAGCCAAAACAGCUGUCUACAGUAUGCACAAAACAUCUACCAGAGAGGUAGGAUAUACUGUAUAUUUAAUUUCAGGAUUUGAGAUUUGUAAAAACUAACUAAAGUACAU
Molecule: messenger RNA, 660 nt
Organism: Centruroides sculpturatus (bark scorpion)
Lineage: Eukaryota; Metazoa; Arthropoda; Arachnida; Scorpiones; Buthidae
Product: methyltransferase-like protein 5
Exons: 4
Coding region: 122-649 (175 amino acids)
Biological process (GO): rRNA methylation
Molecular function (GO): rRNA (adenine-N6-)-methyltransferase activity; nucleic acid binding
Source: RefSeq, a predicted model, not a curated record